AUGGCUAGUAAACGGAGCUCUACCGUGGUAAGUACUUAGCUCAAACCUUUUUUCGAAUUUCUGUCUCGUUGUUUCUUCGUGAUUGUCUUCGUGAAGCACAAUAAAUAUAGAGCAAUAUGACAACAAUUAGCAAACAGCUGGAACCGUAUCAAGAAUCACGUAUCGUCUCUUGAUCACCCUGGUAUUCUAGGGUUGCAUAAUUUCAGCCAGAAACUUCAACUGUAAGCCAAGGAUUGCAUAUCCUUUUAAAUGUACUCCUGUGAUUUUAAUAGUUGCUUUAAAUGUUAACUUGAAAUCAUGUUUUCCACCUGAAAUACUUCACUUCCUUCACACUUGUCAUAAAUUUUCGAUUGCUCAACUGUAUCUGAUAAUUAUUCAUCAAGGACGAAGUGACUAUUGUUUAAUAACUGCGAGACAAAGUUGAGGGGAUUACGCAACCAUUUUCAUAUAGCCUGAGUUGAGGUGAAUAAUUAUUAAUUGUCAGAGCUAAACCGUUUGUUUUGUUUUUCUCUGCCUCCAACUUUUUGCCCAUCAAUGAAGGGAAGCAGAGUUUGGCAUGAGGAUCACAUUGUUAAUAUGUAAACUGAAUGAAACAUGACAAUGUGUAGUGGUCUUGUCAAAAUUUUUUGCAAGAACUUGUUUGAUAUAAUUGCUCUGCUGGUGAUUAUCAAGAUGUGAAGGCUCUGAUUUGUCGAGGAUUGAAUCAUAUCUUGCUAUAAUUACCUCAUGCAAGGUGAUUAUUGCAGGAAUGUGUUUCGUUAGUGUAACCUAGGAAGUGAUGACAAAAAUUUAAUUCCUAAGACCUCAAAAGAUGCUUUGUAGUUUGGAGUAACACUUUUCAAAAGAAGAUAUGAAAUUUUUGCUGGUUGAAUUAGUGAACCCAUGAAAUUCAAGUAGAAACUGGUUCUUUAAUCAAAACAAUUGAAACAGAAUGGUUUCCACAUCAAAACAAAUAUUUGGAAAUUAAUUCCAAAAGCACCUAGUAAGGAAUUAUUUAUCAAAUAUUGUUAAAUAAUCCCCCUGACUUUUUGUUAGAAUUAUUCAACAAUUUUCACUUCACCUUCAGGGAAUUAUUGUUAAUGACAAUGUCUCAUAGUUUGUUAAUUGCAGUCAUUCCAAUAAGAUAAAAAUAGCUUCCCAGCUAUAAUCACCUUGUUUUGGGUGAUUAUAGCAAGAUAUGACAUAAUCCUCAACCCAUCAGAGUACAAAAAUAUCCACAGUCAUCUGAGCAAUUACAAAAAUCUAACAUCUAUGUCAAGUCUCUUGAAUACAGAGUGAACAUAGUUCCCCUGUAACUAUGUUAUUCCUUGUAACUAUGCCUUAUCUCCUUAAUAAAAUCAAAUUUGGAUACUUUUUCAAUAAAAAUGGGAAAUCUCAGAUUUCUCAGAGUAUAGCUUGUUAUCAUAAUAAUGGAGUUUUCUAAAAAAAACAUACCCCCUGGAAAUGGUUUGUCUCAGAGUAUGGCCAUUUCAACGGAAAGUCCUAACAGAGAUAGCUUUUUUUCUGAUUGAUUGCUUUAAAUUUUGUUUUAAGUCCCAAAGUCCUACUGAGAAUUGGACAGAUGACCUUCCAGUCUGCAAAUUGUCUGGGGUUGGUUUCCUUACAAAUCAAAGGUACAGAGAGGAUGGUGGAAGAAGGGAGGAACAUGAAUUAGAGGACAGGAGUUUCCAUUUCAAUGUAGAUGACACAUAUCUCUAUGGAGUCUUUGAUGGUCAUGAUGGAACAAGGGCUUCAGAUUUUACUGUUCAGAGACUCCCUGCUGAGCUAUUACUUGGUCAGCUAACUGGUUAGUACGAAACUUGGUAAAAUUAUUUUUUUAAAUAAAUUAUUGUUAUCUUUAUUAUUAUUACAGAGGGCUAUAACUUACUCAAAAAUAGGCCUUUUGUAGACAAGGACCAUCACAUGAAUUCUUGCAUACAUUUAGUUGUGAUCAUAUAUAAAUUGUUUUGAUUUAUGGGUAAAACAAGAGAGCCUUGUGUUAUGACUGAUGUCUCUUUUCUCUCAUUGUAUAUUUCUACUUGAAAAUAUAGUGAUAAUGCAAAGAUUAAAUUUCUUUAGUUCACUUGGGAUUGGUUAUAUGGCAGCAUUUGAACCUCAGACUCACUUUCAGUUUGUAGUUUGGAGAGCUAACAAGUCCUGAAUGAUAAUAUGUUUUUAACUCCCAUGAGUGACCAAGACAGAAUUUCUCCUUACAUUAUUAAUACAAUAUCAAGCAGACAAGUCAUGAGAAUAAAGGAAAAUAUUAAUUAGGGGAUUAUUAGUUGAUCCAACACUAAAUUCUCUAAACUAACAUCACAAGAAUUAUAUGACGAGCAGUAAGGAGAAUUAAUAAUGAGAUCUUGGGAGUUAAAGGGUUAGGUGACUUCAAUGAAUGAUUUCAGAUUUAUACCUUAUAAAAGUGGAUGAAUGAUCGCAUACUGGUAUUGUUAAAUUGCAUUACUGAUCAAGAUGUUGUGAUGUUGUGACAUUGUAUCUAUUAAUUGCUCUGAAACACUUGGUAAUAUUCUUAUCAAUAAUCUAAUCUCUGAUUGUCAACAGCUGAUAUGAAUGAUGAGCAGAUCAAGGGAGCCAUCAGGCAGGCCUUUAUUGUAGUUGAAAAAGGAUUCUUCCAAUCAUUAGAUGAUGCUUUGGCUGAGAAGACAGAAAUUCAAUUAUCAAUGCCUGAGGUACAUUUUGUGUUCUUUCUUGUACUUUAAUCUUUUAAUGUUAGGAGGAUUCCAAUUGGAGUUAUUGUUUCAAUUUAAAAAAAAAUCCCCAACUACUGAAAAUUUUUAGAUUUUUAUUUUAGGAAAGUUUUAAAUUGGGUUAUUAAAAGGCCUGUGGCUGGAUGCAUCUGAAUCUAUUUUUUUUUUUUUGCCCUCAAGUAAAGGCAUUAAGUAAUGAAUAUCAAAAUUUAACAAACUUGUAUAGACCAAAUGAAAAUAUGGCAGCUUACUUGGAGGGCACAUGUCAAUUUGCAUGAAAGUUAGCUUGUCUAGGUAGGCCUCAGGGCUUGUUUAAAAAUGCAGCUCUUGAAUGGCAAUGGGUUGUUGGCAAAAUAUUCUAUUACACUAUGCCUAAGAAUUCUUUUGUUCCUGGAUGUUAAGGAAAGAUGGGUAAAGGAACUCCCUGUUGGAAAAUGGUUGUAUGUCCCAUCCAUAUUGAAGGCCUUUUCCCCUUUGCACUCUUUUUGCAAAUUCUAUUUUUGAUUUUUUGUGUGCAAAUUAGCCUACCCUAUGUUUCAUCCCCAACUCCUGUUAGUAAGGAUAGGCAGUCACCAAUACUAAAUAUUCGAUUCUGGUGAUUUUUUACUGCCUUAUUGAUACUGCUAUAGAGAACUGAACACUUCAUAACUUUAACAGUGCAAGAUAGUCAACUUGAUAAAUGAAUGAAGAUAAAGGGAUCGAAAAUCCCUGAAUAAAAAUCAUAAACGGCGUUGGCGCCAAGGCUCAAAAUGAAACAAUUUGUUGAAACAAUACAAAAACAAUCUAUGGGCGUAAUUUUCAAUGUGCAAAAUUCUCAGUUAUUAUAUGGUCCUUACCGACAGAAGAAAUCUUUUAGGUACACGGGCAAAAUCGGCCAGUGACAAAUCUUCCAGUUCUCGAUUUUCGCUCUCAGCCGCGAGAAAUGCUAAUACCAAAGCCACCGAAUACGUAGCUUUGGUUUUUCUUUCAGUAUUUUGGUUUUCUUCCCCUUAUAGGAAAGUUUUAACGUCACUGUCUGUACGCGAUACGGAAUUUUUAGUGUUUUUUUAGCAGCCAUAACCCAAAACAAAUUCCGACAAACGACCUUAGAUUGAGAAUGGCGAAGGCUUCGCCGUUCAUUCAUCAACCUGACCGAGUGGCGCGAAAGGCGAGUGACGUGUCAGCGGCUGAUUGGCGAUAUCAAACACACGUGAAAAAAUACGAUAUUUUUUCACGUGUGUUAUUACGGCUUUUGUCAGAGCUGGAAAUCCUUGCAUAACUCCUUAGUUUAUAUGAUAAACCGUAUAUUUCACGAAUUAAGAUACAUGACUAAUCAUUAAACUUACUGACGCCACAGUAUCAAUAUCAAAGAAAAACGUCAGUUUAACAGAUAGAUUCCAAGUUGCCGUGCGUCUGUUCAGUAAUAGAUCACAGAUGAUGUUAAAAUGUGGUAAGAACAAAAAAGUGGCACACAAGGCGCAGCCGAGUGUGUCACUGAUGUUCUUACCACAUUUUGACGUCCUCUGUGAUCUAUUACUGAACAGACGUAUGGCAACUUGGAAUCUAUUUGUUUUAUAUAAUAAAGAAUUUAAAAAAGUUUUAAUGAUGACGUCAUCUAUCCUCCAAUAGAUCAUAAGUGAGAACCAAUCAGAAUGCGUGCAUAACUGAGCUUAUUAUAUAAACUAUACUUGAAAACCAUAUCAGUUCUUCCUUACCCCUUAGUAUUUCUUCACCCUCUUCUGGUAUCCAUACUGUAUGCGUUUAGUUUCAAUAGUUCCCAUCCACAUGUGGCCAUUUUCUUUAAUUUUCUUGCAUUUUAUUUUCUUAGGGUCUGAGCUCAUAUGAAGCUUACCAACAGUUCCCAGAUGAGGUUGCCAGAAUGCAGGCCUUGCAAGAUGAGAUCAGUGGUGGUACUACUGCUGUAGUAGCUCUGAUUUUCCAAAAUAAACUCUUUGUGGCUAAUGUUGGUGACUCUAGAGCACUCUUAUGUAGAGAGACUCCUGAAGGAAGUAUUUCUGUGACGCAGGUAACAACAGUACAUAUUUUUAACUCUUUGACUCCUUAGAGUGUCUAGCAUUUAAUUUUUCCUUACCACGUCUUUUCGCCCCCCCCCCCCCUUGAAUCACACUUUAAGGUCAGAGGAAUAAAGGAAAAGCUUGCUAACUCAAGAGGCUCUGGCCUGUUCAACAAAUUCUCUCUUGUUAGCACCUUGGGAAACGUAUAGAGAACAGUGUGGAGAAUAUGCAUACCGAUGUUAGGGUAAAGGGUUAACUCCUAGUUACAGCGGCAAUACCCACGAGCACCAUAGCAGAGCAGAGAAGGCAUACAUUCAGUAAAUCUUUUACAUAGGUUGGUGAUCUCUAGGGUUUAUUUCCAUCCUAUGCUUGUUAACGGCGGAAUGUAAAAUAACAACUGCCUUCUGUAGUUAGCUGUAAUCACUUAUUUUGGAGCUUCUCCUUAGAAUUUAAAGUGACCUAGUCAAGCCAGGAAACUUAAAUUGCCAUUAACAUGAUAGCUUGCUCAUCUUGUUGUAUUGUACUGUUUUUGGGAAGGCAAUCCGUGCAGCGCUCCAAGUUGCGACUAUUUUGGUCGCCAUGAGGAGUAACAAAUAUAUUUGGCGACUAAAAAUUCGGCGAAAGUCGCCAAUUGGCGACCAACAGAUUUGGAAAAAAAAUCGCAAAAUCCAUCGAUGUUUGGUCGAAUUAACAACCGUAAAACGCCGGUAACGCAAUAUGAAAUGUCCUCCCAUUGAUGUGACGAUUUCGGCGACCAAAUUAUUUCUAUGGCGACCAUUUUACAGCUAAAGGUCGCCAAAGGGCGAUUUUUUAAAAAAUUGAGCUUAGAGCCCUGCAGUGUGUAAGUUUGAUUGAAGGGAAGCCGAGUAAUAACUAGCGAUUGAAACACAUCUUUUAGGCUGGGCCAAACUUGUAUUGUUCUGUGUUUCCAAAUUAGAAAUAGUCCUUAGUUUGCAAUGUUGGUGUUUAGUGCUUCUUGCAUAGAGAACUGUAGCAUUUGAUAGACUUGAAGUAAAAAGAUCAAGGUUGAGGCGAAUCAGAAGGCAUUUUGUCAUUUUGUUGGCGAAAGCUUUUCUUUAAAAAUGCCGCAAUUUAAACUGAGAAGGGGAAUGUACAAUCUCUAAAACGCGACCUUUUUUCCUUUAUAUCCUCAGCUGAGUGUUGACCACGUCACAAGUAACAACGACGAGCUUACUCGGCUGGCAAAUCUGGGUCUGGACAUUCAGCAGAUAUUAAGGAAUCGUCGGAUUGGAAAUCAGGAGAACACAAGAAGUAUCGGAGACUAUUGUGUUAAAGGUGGCUACAAGGACUUUGAUAUUCUAAGGUGCUUGCAGUUUGUUUUGAUUUCUAAAUGCAUCUCUAGCUGUCCUCAAAUUUACAUCAUUAACUCAGUUGAUAGAACCACAUUGUCUUGUAAACACCCCCCCUUCCCCCCUCCCACCCACUCUCCACCGACGCCGCACGCGGUUUACCCCCUUUAAUCAUGAUCUAUGAUGAUUUCUGUAGUGCCGCUACUGAAGAGCCUGUUAUCGCAGAGCCUCACAUUUGCGGUGGCUUUCCAAUCGACGAAACCUUCCACUGUCUGGUGCUGAUGUCGGAUGGUGUUUACAAGUCCAUCGAUGAAGCGUCAGAUGUAGAAACCAAUUCCAAUUUUGAUGUUGUUCGGCUGGUCGCUGAAGAACUUCAUUGUCAGAAGAACAUGACUGGUGUGGCACAAGCUGUUGUGGAUAGAGUGGGCAGGGCACAUCAUGACACAUACAUGACUCAAAUGUCCAAGUGUCAGAAAAGAGAUGAUAUGACAUUACUGAUUCGAAUUUUCAAAGAGGAGAUCGCCAAUAGUUUGAAGAGUCCAAGGGCUCCCGGAAGACAGUCGGUGUCAGGUAGGUAUGCAACACUUUCUGGCAUACAUUGGAAAUUACGACUAAGAAUUGAUUGUCGGCGACCAGAGUUUCCAUGCGGUCACCAGCAGGCGACUGACUUGAAAUCUUGCUAGUGUUCGUCCUGCCAGCCUGUUCCAGGCUUCCAGAGGGUAAAAUGGAGUGAAGUAGCAGACGGCGUGAUAGCAGCGGAGGAGUGAAAAAACCAAUGGAGGUUUGGGUCGGGUCGAGUAAAGUACGCGUUCAUCACGCAACCCAACCCAACCCUCCCUCGUCUUUUCACUCCUCCACGACUGUUGCGCCGUUUACUAUCACACUUCGUUAUGCUGAACGCCUGGAACAGGCUAUCUUCCUGCAAAUCAACGCUCGACAAACAAUGCGUCCGCUAUUUUUUUGUUGCGCUCUUUUACACUUAGCUGGUCAAGAAAUACAAUCGAACCUCCCUUUGCGACCACCCCUCGAAAGCGAUCCCUCUUGUUUGCGACCUCUUUUUCAAACUACCAAAAGUUUCCGAGUCAAAUUCCUAUAAAAGGAUCCUCUCGUAAGCGACCACCUCAUAUAAGCGACCACUUUUAGAGAUACUCGUUUACAACGUUCAAUUUUUUUAAACUCCCAUAGGCGACCACUUGACCGGCAAUCGGCUUUAUCUCUCACGAGCGGUAACUGAAAAUUAUUUCAACAGACAUCAUGUAAGUGGUGCUACCGGGUGUGUUUCGUGAAAUUGUAUUUUGCUCUUAACCGAAAAUUUUUGCAAAUUGAAUAUUUUUGGCGACUGAAUUUUUCCAUCUGGCAACAGCCUGUUCCACGCGUUUGGUCAGUGAAACUAAUGAAACAAGGUUGUUUAAUCGCCACUUGGCGCCAGUGUAGAAAGUUAAUUCGGACCCUGCCCUCUUGGCGCACAUGCAGACUUUAUCAUUAGCUCACUAUAGUUGUGGUGCAUUACAGCGAUGCCUCCCAUGAGUCCCGGAGUGCUUCCUGUGUCUGUACCAUAUAACCCUUCCAACCCCAUGACGGGGAGUGCUCCUUCACUGUACAUACCGUCCGGAGUACAGACCAAACCUGCACCAAGCGGAAAUAGCCCGAGUCCUACCACGUCCACACCCACCAACUUAGUACCACAGGUAACCAUCUCGCGGUCGGACACUCAGAGUUCCGCUUCAUCGGCCAGCGGAUCGCCUUCUGGUUCAUUUCCUCCCGAGCAUGCAACUGCUUUGGGUGCGAGUAGUCAAGGUAUUGACGGCGAAGGGGAAAGCAACGAACAGGAACAAGGAACAGAAACCAGCGAAGAAACUAGGGUGCAUUCGUAUGUGGAUUUCACUGAUUUUAAUCGCCAGGUGGAUGAACUUGGAGCGGAUUAUGUUUAUGCGUGGGACAAACCCAAACCAGCGGCACCAACGACGCCGGUGUAGAUCUUUUUAUUUUUUGUAACUGAACCACUUUAAAUUUGAUUGUAGAAAAUUCUCUUUAAAAUUUUUCCCAGGGACGAUGGAGCCUAUUUUUAACUUGAAAGA
Pocillopora meandrina is the source of this 8066-nucleotide messenger RNA. The record is from the annotation of a GenBank genome assembly. NCBI's taxonomy places the organism in Eukaryota, Metazoa, Cnidaria, Anthozoa, Scleractinia, Pocilloporidae.